CAGAUUCCACAAAGUGUUUACGACAUAACCUCGAACUUUUUGUGGGAGUACUUUUUUCGCGUCAAAUGGCCUUUAACCACAGUCUUCCAAUUUUCUUGUCCUUCGGGAAUUGAUGUACUCCAAUUUCUGAGCAUAUUGGCACAAAACAACGCGUCAUUGUGCUUAAAAUAAUUUCUAAUCAAAAAUUCCAAUACAAAUAUUGAAUGUUAUGGGAACAAUGCACACAAGCGCCACUUUGACAGUUGCCAACCCCAUUCCGUGAGUAAUGUCCUUUUAAAUCGUGAUAAACGUUUCCCUGCUUUUGUCAAUGGCAUAUUCGCAAACCGCGCGACGCCAAAUUAAAAAAAAAAGGAAAUGUGUAAUGCAAAAACCGGGGGCUUCAAUUUUGUUUCACUUUAUUACAACAUAGAUUCCAGUGGAUUCUAAUUAUAAAUUUAACGUUUCAAAUUUAACAAUUGGAUUCGUACGGAUCUCAGCAGUGUCUUAUAUAGGGGCAGUCCAGUCUGUUUGCAAUCAUGGCUAGGACCGUGUUGGAGCUAGCCCGCACUCUGCGUACCAAGGAUGCGCACCGCUUGCGUAUGGUCGCAUGAAAGCAAUCCGUACGAGCCACUGCAAACAUACCCGAGGCGCUACGAAACCGGGGCAGCCUCAACACAGCCCUGAAAGCAUUAUUGAACUGGACGCGGAUCGUGCUGCAUGCACGUUGUGUAUAGUCAGCCCACAGAGUAUUAAUCUCCUUCAAAUGAGAUUUUACAGAAAUAUUCUGCAGCAACCAGUGUGUUGACUUUUCAUUGAGCGUUGCUGAUAUUCAUGUGUUAUACAAUAGCCAUAUCAUCAUACUCAUUUUCUUUUAGUGGUUAAUUAAACAAAAACAAGGACACUUGUUGCAUCAGACAUGAGGAUAAUGACUUGCCUUUUAAAUAAGUAUACUUUGUUUAAUUUGUACGGAAUAUAAUGUAUAAAAUAUAUUUUAGUCCCUAAGUUGAUUUAUUUAUUGGAUAAACAUGAAUAUCUAAAUAUAAAUAUACAUAAAUAAAACAUUUAAGUUUUUUUCUUUUUUUUCUUAAGUUAAGUUUCUCUUAAGUUUUUGAUCCAACAGAUAGGGAACGCAGAAUGUUAAUAUUUUUCUCACAUUUUUUAACAAUAUGAUUAAUAUGAUGACCGCCACUUAAUCUAGAACCUUAUACCACACCAAGCAAUUUCACAUUGUCUACAACCGAACUUUUUUGUUGAUUGUAAGAUAUUGAAACAUUAGGACAAGAUCUGGACCGAGAGAAAACAACCACUUUGCUUUUAGGGAUAGAUAGGGACAUACCGUGGUCUGAGAGCCAGUCUUGGAGAUAGCCUAUAGCUGAAUUUAGGCGAGAAGAGGCCUCAUCAAUAUUCUUAGAAGAAACGAGUGCGAGAUCAUCAGCAUAUUGUAGAACUUGACAAAAGGAAUUAACCGAAAGCUUUAAAUCGUACGUAUAAAUACUGUAAAGUAACGGGCUAAGGACUGACCCUUGGGGAAGCCCCUUCCACAGCUGUCUGGGAGAGGAAGAAUAAUUGGAGCACGAAUAGAUGCGAAUCUAAGAGACAGGAGAUUAAAAAUUAUGUUUACAAUCUACAUAGGAAUACUCAGCUGGAGCAUUUUCUGCCUGAGCACUGAAAGAAGAACAUUGUCAAACGCAGAUGACACGUCCAGAAAAACACCUACUAAAGACUCAUUUUUAGAGAAGGAGAUACGAACGUCUGUUACAAAUAUGCUUAAACUAUCCAUAGUGCUAAAACCUUUUCGGAAUCCAAACUGAGAUUUAGCUAAUAUGUUCCUAUUUUCCACAAUCCAUUCUAAACGGUUCUUGAUUAAAUGUUCCAAUAUCUUAGCCAUUGUACAGGACAAGCGAUUGGCCGAUAGCUAGAAGGGUCAGAGCUGGGCUUCCCAGGUUUUAAAAUAGUGUGUGUGUGUGUGCAAUGCUGUAACAAUUCCAUUGUAGGAAUUUGGGUAUUUUUAAUAAUUUUAGUAACCUCAGUAAGUUUAGAUACGACAUUGUUCGGUAGUUCAAGGUCCCCAAAACGGGAAAAUAUACUUAGUCUGGCAUCGAUAAUAUAUCGAUGUAGUCUGGCCAUAAAUACUGUUACAAUUAAAAAUAAACAAAAUAUUACAUUUGAAUUUGGAAUCUGUCAUUUUUAUAUGAUUGCUCAUUGUGUUUUCUCAUUUUGGCGCCAAUACAUUGUACAAUAUUUUGCGAUAUUAAAAUGGAGUGGGGUGAUAUAGAGAACCGAAUCGCUGUAAUUGCAUUACACAAAGUAGGUAUGGAGCCAAAUGCAAUUUUUAAAACUCUCCAUACGCUUGGUAUUAGUAAAAUGUUUGUGUACCGGGCUUAUUAAAAGGUGCAAUGAGACCUCCUCUGUUUGUGACAGAAAAAGAUCUGGCCGUCCACGUAGUGUUCGUACGAAAAAGGUGGUCAAAGCAGCAAGGGAAAGAAUUCGAAGAAAUCCUGUCCGAUAGCAAAAUAUUUUAUCUCGGGAAAUGAAGAUAGCGCCUAGAACCAUGUCACGUAUUUUAAAAUAUGACUUAGGACUUGCAGCCCAUAAGACGUACUGGUCAUUUCUUAACUGAUAAUUUAAAAGAGAAUACGGUGGUAAAAUCAAAACAACUACUGAAGCGGUACGCAAAGGGAGGUCAUAGAAAUUUUUUGUUUCCGGAUGAGAAAAUUUUUACAAUUGAGCAUCAUUUUAACAAACAAAAUGACCGUAUUUAUGUUCAAAGCUCUAAGGAAGCUUCCCAAUUAGUCGACAGAGUGCAACGUGGGCACUAUCCGACUUCAGUGAUGGUUUGGUGGGGUAUUAGCUAUGAAGGAGUGACUGACCCAUACUUUUGUGAAAAAGGUAUCAAAACAUCGGCACAAGUGUAUCAAGAUACCAUUCUUGAGAAGGUAGUGAAGCCCCUUAACAACACCAUGUUCAAUAAUCAAGAAUGGUCUUUCCAGCAAGACUCGGCGCCAGGUCAUAAAGCUCCGUCUACGCAGUCUUGGUUGGAAACGAACGUUUCGGACUACAUCAGAGCUGAAGACUGGCCGUCGUCUAGUCCCGAUCUUAAUCCGCUGGAUUAUGAUUUAUGGUCAGUUUUAGAGAGUACGGCUUGCUCUAAACGCCAUGAUAAUUUGGAGUCCCUAAAACAAUCCUUACGAUUGGCAGUGAAAAAAUUUCCCAUGGAAAGUUUGCGUGCUUCUAUUGAUAACUAGCCUCAACGUUUAAAGGACUGUAUUGCAGCCAAUAGAGACCACUUCGAAUAAACUUUUUAUACUUUAAAUUGUUUUAUAUUUAUGUAUUAAAGUACAGUAAGUGCGACGCCGCGACGGUACGAGACUGAAUUGGAUAUGGCUUGGGUGUGGGGAGAAUAUUGGGUUAGGGCUUGGGAAGAUUGAGUGGGAAAAAGGGAGGAAGAAGUACGAGAAAUAUCUGCAAAAGAUCUUCUAACUUGAAGAAACCUGACUGAUGCUUCGUUGUAUAAGAUAUUUUCUUGUGACAUUACCAGUUUGAUGGAUUUCUGUCUAAAAUGUUCAGGACAAAAUGUAUCAAUGGCUUUAUGGCUACCAGAGCAAAACAAACAGGUAGGUAUUGGAGAUAAACUAUUACAGUCAAUACCAGAGUGAGAUGUCGCACAGAUUUAACAACGCGCUUUUGACCGGCAUUGCGUAGCAACAUGUCCAAACCCACAGCAAUUAUUGCAUUGAAUAGUUGGUAAAAUAUAUGUCUGAACUGGGAGGGAAGUGUAAAAACAGUAAUCCUUAUCUGGAAGCUUUUGGCCAAUAAAUGUAAGAACAAGUGUCGGAGUUGGAGUCCAAAUAGUAGCGUUAUUUUCAGUUGACUUUUUAUUCAGUCGUCGGGCUCUGAUGACACGUCCAAAACCAUCAGGAACUUCAAUGCAAGAAACUAAUUCUUCUAGGGUCCACUCUACUGGUACGCCUCUUACAAUACUCAUGCGGGUCACAUUAUAAGAAGGAAUAAUAGCAUUGUAUUUAGCUGCGGCAAGACCUGGGUGAUCUAGGAAAGAAUUUACGGCAAAAGCAGUUUUAAAUUGGACUGAGACGCGGUUUUGGCCGAUACGUUUAGCGCCGUCUUUAGCAACGUCUUUGAUAUCGUUGUGGUGUAAAAAGUGACCAAACUCAAUGGGGCGAAGUGUAGCACUAGACGAAGACUCGCAAUCUUUUCUUACUUGGAUCAAAAAAGGAGCAACAUCCUGAUCCAAAUACCGUUUUCUGUUGCCCUCAUAUUCUGGUAAAGUAUACACAGACCGAACAGAUCCGAUUGCUUCCGCGACUGUAUUUUUCUUUGGUGGUAAAGAGGAAUAAUCAGAAUAUGGAGGAAUUUGUCUUUUUCUAAAAGUAUGGAUUACCUCCGUGUCCAUUGGGAUUGGAGAGUUAGAUGGGUCAAGGAUAUAACCUCCCCCGGGAUCGGGGGGGUCGACGCCGUUAAUAAUUUCACUAUUUACACUAAACUACUAUACUAUAAUACUUACAACACUUAUAUAAACACACAAAACUAAUAAUUAGAUAAUCAACAGGGGAUAAAAUUCAAUAAAACACCCGAAAAAUAAGUGAAAAAUACGGAUAUGUCCAAAACACUUGCUUCACGCACUUAACCUUCGAAUCCUCGAAUAAAAUCGACCCGGCGCGGCGGCGUCAAAACAAAGAGAAAAAAACCCACUGAUUAUUUACUGAUUAGUGAUUUCUGAUUGUGAUAAUGCCACAAUGAUUAACAAAUAUGAAUAGAAAAUUAGAUUAAAAAGGUACACACUACAAAUCCUACAUAAAUACACUUCUGUUAUACACUUUAGGCUCGACAAUGUUUCAUGUUUCAUGUAUUAAUUUGGUGUCAUAUUUAAGAAUUUCAUUCCACUUCGUCGCUUUCGUACAUUUAGUGGUAACCGCGGUCGUGACAUUGUCUAUUGAUACGACCGUUGAUGCAGAUCCCAGGAUACGUAAUUAUUUCUACAUCAGAUGGAUGCUCCUCACUUGUUGGUUUAAUCUGAUAAUGCUUUGUUAUUUGCCGAUCGUCAUCUAUUGCGAGUGGAACAGCUGUGGACUUGGUAGCGGAGGACGGAAAUGCAUUCCAUUACUGAAAAAGAUUGCGGACGUCACGAUGACCAGCGUUGUGGCACCCACAACUUUUAUGGCAGAUAUAGUAUUUUGGACGACGAUGAUAACCAACCCGGAGAUGAUGGCUCCACCGAAACUAUUCGACUACCUCCCGUACUGGUGCCAGCACUCGCUGCACACCGUGUCGGCGGUCGUUGUAAUCGGAGACUUGAUACUGACUCCAAGGAGGAGGCCAAGGAAUCUUGCACCGCGUUUCACGAUUAUGACAGCUUUUUAUUUGUUUUAUCUCAUUGUGCUAUACAUCAAUUAUCUGAACGGACAAAUAGUGUAUAACGCUAUCGAUAGUCUACCAGGCUCCAAAAUAAGAACUAUAUCCUUGGCCGUUUACACCGGCUACGUGGUUUUCUUUUAUUUACAGUGGAUGUUAAUAGAUCUUGUGUGGAGAUAGCUUCUGUGAAAAUACUAUAAUCUGAUCUACUCAGUGAUUUUGUUGUUGUUUUUUGUUUUUGUGUGGCGACAUCCCUAGUUACCGAAGUGCCCAUCACCAGCGGCGGAACACGCCAAAAUACAAGCACCACAAAGCAGCUAGCGGCGGUGUUCUUGGCGGUAUCAUUUAGAGCGUAAUACACGCUGCGCUUUGGCGGUCGGUGCCACAUGAACAAACACCGCCAACUGUUCCCAUUUGUUGGCAUUUCUUGACGGCGUUACACCUGCCGCGGCUUCCAGAAGGAAGACAGAAGCAACAAGUAUCCCACAAAACAAGCUAUCAGCUUCUUGCGCAGUGAGCCAGGGACCCCACAGCCCUGGUUGCUCCGAGGCCUGAUUCGUGCCUCCGCAAGUGCUCACGAUAACUCAGCACUGGCGAAAAUUUAAAGACGAAAAGAGAGCACUAUCUACACAGAUCAAAAACAAUCUGCGUAUUAAUUUCUUCACAUUCGUUUGAUUCAGGGGUCGCCAAAUGGCAGACUGCGCAACCCUUUUUGUGCGGACCGCGAGAACACAGCAUCUGGCACUAUAGAGUACGUUAUUUAAUAAAAAUGUAUUCUCUGCAUUAUCUUUGUUGACGCCAAUUAGAAAGAGUUCGCGGAAGACGCACGCGUUGACCGCCGCGGUGGGGAAGCGCUCGCGAGCUAAGUGUUGUGUGGACCUCAAUGGUCAUUUCAUUUCUUAAAACGUAUCCCUAUCGAAAAUAAAUUUAAACGUAUGGUAGAUAGUAUGUGCAUGUCUGAUUCCCGUAGUACAGGGCACAUGGUCGGGGCUCGGAUCCUGUGUAAAUGUGCCUGAUGUUAGCAGUCUCCUAGGCUGGACCCUGCGACCUCGCCUACACAUUCGGUGGAACAUAUUAUAGAUAUGAAAAAAAGUGUCCUUUUUUAUUUAUAGUGUAAAAGGGUGGUCGGCAGGUGGUAAUGGGCUUACGCUCCGCCUGGUGUUCAAUGACUGCCGAAGUCUAUAGGCAUUACAACAUGGAAGCCAUGGAGACAUGAGGUCGCAGUCUCAACUGUCAACAACGGCUUUCGAACCGCAGCCCGUAGUAGUCGGUAAAAGAAAAGUUUGUUACCUAGUUAACUUUCGCCACUGUAGGUACAGGAUAUUGAAAUAUGAGUAUUCUAUGCGAGUGAAGUUUUUCAGUCGUUAUGUAAUAGAUAAAUAUGUAGAUAAAAUAUUUAUUGUCAAUUAAACUUUUUAAUUACUUUCACGUAUGUACGAAAAAAAUUAAACACAUUUUUUUUUGUAAAAAAA
Messenger RNA from Bombyx mori (domestic silkworm), 6821 nucleotides. Its product is annotated as androgen-dependent TFPI-regulating protein. Gene Ontology annotation, cellular component: endomembrane system; membrane. The record is from RefSeq and is a predicted model, not a curated record. Bases 4828 to 5529 code for a protein of 233 amino acids. The transcript is spliced from 5 exons. Lineage: Eukaryota; Metazoa; Arthropoda; Insecta; Lepidoptera; Bombycidae.